CUCUUCGGAGCGCCGCGGUGGGGCCAGCACCCUGCAGCCCCUGCCCACCUCGGGCGAAUCAGUGGCCGCACCAUCACCCGGCUGCCGCCCCCCCGGCCCCUGUUCGGCAAGAUGUCAGUGAAGGAGGGUGCCCAGCGCAAAUGGGCGGCACUGAAGGAGAAGCUGGGGCCACAGGAGUCAGACCCCACCGAGGCCAACCUGGAGAGUGCCGACCCUGAGCUGUGCAUCCGGCUGCUCCAGAUACCCUCUGUGGUCAACUACUCGGGUCUGCGCAAGCGUCUGGAGAGCAGCGAUGGCAGCUGGAUGGUGCAGUUCCUGGAGCAGAGUGGCCUGGAUCUGCUGCUGGAGGCACUGGCACGGCUGUCGGGCCGUGGCGUGGCCCGUAUCUCAGAUGCCCUGCUGCAGCUCACCUGCAUCAGCUGUGUGCGUGCUGUCAUGAACUCACAGCAGGGCAUUGAGUACAUCCUCAGCAACCAGGGCUACGUGCGCCAGCUGUCCCAGGCCCUAGACACAUCCAAUGUGAUGGUCAAGAAGCAGGUGUUUGAACUGCUGGCCGCCCUGUGCAUCUACUCACCUGAGGGCCAUGGGCUGACAUUGGAUGCCCUGGACCAUUACAAGACCGUGUGCAACCAGCAGUACCGCUUCAGUGUCAUCAUGAAUGAACUGUCGGACAGUGACAAUGUGCCCUAUGUUGUCACCCUGCUUAGCGUGAUCAAUGCCAUCAUCCUGGGCCCCGAGGACCUCCGAACCCGCACCCAGCUGCGGAGCGAGUUCAUAGGGCUCCAACUGCUGGACAUUCUGACCCGGCUGCGGGAUCUGGAAGACGCUGACCUGCUGAUCCAGCUGGAGGCCUUCGAGGAGGCCAAGGCUGAGGAUGAGGAGGAGCUGCAGCGCAUCUGUGAUGGUGUCAACAUGAACAGCCACCAGGAGGUCUUUGCCUCCCUGUUUCACAAGGUGAGCUGCUCCCCAGCUUCAGCUCAGCUGCUGUCAGUGCUGCAGGGCCUCCUGCACUUAGAGCCUGCUGGCCGCUCCGGUCAGCUGCUCUGGGAGGCCCUGGAGAGCCUAGUGAACCGGGCUGUACUCCUGGCCAGUGAUGCCCAGGAGUGCACCCUGGAGGAGGUGGUGGAGCGACUGCUAUCUGUCAAAGGGCGGCCCCGACCAAGCUCCCUGGACAAAGCCCACAAGAGUGUCCAAGCCAACCUAGGCCAAAGUCAGAGGGACAGUUCUCAAAACACAGCUGCCCUCACAGCUGCCAUGGAGGACCAGCAGCCAACACUGGCUUCUGCCUGCCAACAUGUGAUCAACAUCCAGAGCUCCAGUGUCAAAAUGGCUCCACAGCCAACUGCACCCAGCCCACCCCCACCUGCACCACCACUCCGCUCCACUGCUGGGCCCCCUCCAUCCCCACCUCCCCUGCCAGGCAUGGGAGCCACAUUCCCUUCAGCACCCCCUCCACCUCCACCCCCACCCCCACCCCUGCCAGGCCCUGGAGCCGCGAAUCUACCAGUAUCCCCUCCAUCCCCACCACCCCUGCCCGGCUCCUUCCGCACCCUGCCCCCACCCCCUCCACCACUCCCAGGCAUGGGAUGCCCACCUCCUCCACCUCCCCUACCACCAGGAAUAGGGUGGGGACCCCCUCCACCUCCCCCUCUGCCUGGCACCUCCCUCCCCCCUGUGGCGGGUGGUGUGGAGGAGAUCAUUGUGGCCCAAGUGGACCACGGCCUGGGCUCAGCCUGGGUCCCCAGUCACCGGCGGGUGAAUCCGCCUACGCUGCGCAUGAAGAAGCUCAACUGGCAGAAGCUGCCAUCCAAUGUGGCCCAAGAACGCAACUCCAUGUGGGCGACGCUGAGCAGCCCUGGCACUGAGGUGGUGGAGCUGGAUUUCUCCAACAUAGAGCGGCUCUUCUCCUUCCCCACGGCCAAGCCCAAGGAGCCCUCAGCUGCUCCAGCCAGGAAGGAGCCCAAGGAGGUCACUUUUCUGGACUCCAAGAAGAGCCUGAAUCUCAACAUCUUCCUGAAGCAGUUUAAGUGCUCCAAUGAGGAGGUCACUGCCAUGGUUCGGGCCGGUGACACAACCAAGUUUGACGUGGAGGUUCUCAAACAACUCUUGAAGCUCCUUCCGGAAAAGCAUGAGAUUGAGAACCUGCGUGCAUUCAAAGAAGAGCGUGCCAAGCUGGCCAAUGCCGACCAGUUCUACGUCCUCCUGCUGGACAUUCCCUGCUACCAGCUGCGAGUGGAGUGUAUGCUGCUUUGCGAAGGCACGGCCAUCGUGCUGGACAUGGUGCGGCCCAAGGCCCAGCUGUUGCUCACCGCCUGCAAGAGCCUGCUCACCAGCCACCGGCUACCCAUCUUCUGCCAGCUGAUCCUGAAAAUUGGGAAUUUCCUCAACUAUGGCAGCCACACAGGUAACGCUGACGGCUUCAAGAUCAGCACCCUGCUGAAGCUCACAGAGACCAAGUCCCAGCAGAACCGUGUGACACUACUGCAUCAUGUGCUAGAGGAAGUAGAAACAAGCCACCCAGAUCUCCUGCAGCUGCCCCAGGACCUGGAGCAGCCCGCUCAAGCAGCAGGGAUCAAUUUGGAGAUCAUCCACUCAGAGGCCAGUGCCAACUUGAAGAAGCUUCUGGAAACGGAGCGGAAGGUGUCUGCCUCUGUCCCAGAGGUGCAGGAGCAGUAUGCAGAGCGUCUUAAGGCCAGCAUCGAAGCUUCCAGGGCUCUGGAUGAGGUGUUCGAGGCCAUCGAGCAGAAGAAGCUGGAACUGGCCGACUACCUGUGUGAAGACCCCCAGAAACUGUCCCUGGAGGACACAUUCAGCACCAUGAAGACCUUCCGGGACCUCUUCACCCGUGCCCUAAAGGAAAACAAGGACCGGAAGGAGCAGAUGAUGAAGGCAGAGAGGAGGAAGCAGCAGUUGGCGGAGGAGGAGGCACGGAGGCCAAGGGGCGAGGAUGGGAAGCCUGUCAGGAAGGGGCCCGGGAGGCAGGAGGAGGUAUGUGUCAUCGAUGCGCUGCUGGCGGACAUCAGGAAAGGCUUCCAGCUGCGGAAGACAGCCCGUGGCCGGGGGGACACUGAAGGAGGCAGCAGGACAACCUCAGCAGACCCCCCGAGGGCCACAGAACCAGUGGCCACCAGUGACCCUGUACGAGGCCCAGUGAAUGGCACAGGCCACCAUGCCUCAGAGCCUGGUCCAAAUGCUGCAGCCACUGGCAAGUCACAGGACUGGGAUCUUAUAGAUGCUGUGGCCCCCAGUCCCCAGCCCUCCAAGGAGGAGGGUGGUCCCCCAGCCCUGGAGAGGUGUUCCUCCUGGUAUGUUGAUGCCAGCGAUGUCCUGGUCUCUGAGGACAGCCUGGACCCCCAGCCCUCUGAGGGGGGUUGGCCAGUGACUCUGGGAGGCUCUCGGGCCCUGCAGCCCAUCCAGUUCUCCGGAAACAAGCCCCCUGGGGAAGAGAGCUUAUGCCAGAACACUAAGGACCCUGCAGCCUUGCACAGUGUCCACCAGGCUGAAGCAGACAGCACAAGUGAGGAACCAGAGUACACAACUGUCCACGGCCGCAGUGCCAGCCUCCCUACUACAGGCCUUGGUGGUGGUGAUGAGGACGAGGAGGACACAGCCCCAGAAUCUGCCCUGGACACAUCCCUGGACAAGUCCUUCUCUGAGGAUGCAGUGACGGACUCCUCAGGGUCUGGCACCCUCCCCAGGGCCCGAGCCUGGGCUUCGAAGGGGACAAGCAAGCGAAGGAAGAAGCGCCCCUCGAGGAGCCAGGAAGGCCUCAGGCCCAGGCCCAAAGCCAGGGGAGCUCCUGCUCUGGCCUCAGCACAGCAGUAGGUGCUGGACGUGCUUCGUAGCAAGACCCCUUGGGGCCAGGCUGGGACUGAGCCCUGCGAAACUGAAACUCUGUGCCUUCCCCUUGGGCCCGCCUUGGGCAUCAGGGCUGAGCCUGGUCUGGCACCCCCUGGAUCAUCUGCACGCACACAGCCUCCUGGUCUGCUUUGUAAAUCACAACCACAACCCCGCACUGUGCGUGCCACAGAGGCGGGGCCUCCUGUCUGUGGCUGCAUUACCCCUUGGUCCUAGGGAGAUGGAGCCCUCUGUUAUGGGCCCAACUUCCUCAACCCUGCCUUCCAUCAGCUUGGCUGGUUUUUAAUUGAAAUAUGAUUCUGUCGUUAUUCUGAGGUGGCUGAGUUAGGGAUGGUGAAAAAGCAGGCUAGUGCCAUGAGCAGGCCAAGGCCCCUACCCUUGGAGUCUGGCCCCAUCGCAGCAUGCCAGACCAAGGGUGGGGCGGAGUCUGCCUCAUGGCCAUAGCUAGGCCCACCCACACUGGCCAUUUUGUCAACAGAGAAUGGCUGGCCCAGCCAGGGGGAAUCUCAGGGGACAGGAAAGGUCCUUCUGAGGGUCUAUAGGUUGACUGUAGCAGCUGCUGCCUUCCUUAGUGUCCACCCAGCAGGCAGUCUGCCCAGCCCCCUGCCCUCCAGGUGUACACUGCCAAGCCUGGAGGCCUGUGGGGGCAUUGGCCAUUAAAGAGCAGACUUAGCCUGACAUGACUGCUGGGUUCAGAGACCACAGGCGUCAGGGGAGGGGUGGGGCAGGGGCUGGACAAUGCUUGAAGGUCCUGGCUGUUCUGUUGCCGUCCCCUCACAGCACUGCAGGGUCAUGGGGGAUAGGCAAGGCGUGAACAGAAUGGGCUGAUGGAAGGGUGGGAAGUGGGUGAGUAGGCCAGAGUGUGCACUAGUGCCUGGGUAGUGGGUAGGCGAGUGGCCAGUGAGGCCUACUGCCCUGUAAAGUGGGGUAGGAGGAGCUGGUGUGGGGAAGCAUUGUGUGGGUGGUGUGUACAGAGGGUAGGGCUUGUGCCCCAUGCCAGGUCCAGGCUCUCUCCCUGGUCCACUGCACUCUUCUGGGUCUCCAGAUCCUCCAGCACCCCAUGUCUCCACCAGACAGCAGGUUGGGGCCAGAGGACAGGCACUGUCUGUCUCCCUCAGGGGGUCACCCCUGCUGCUGGCAGUGUGGGGGAGGGCAACACUGAGUGAAGGGGAAGAGUAUACAACAAAUACCUGUCACAGUUUUUUAAAGUCGGCCAAGCAUAGUGGUUCAUGCCUAUAAUCCUAGCUACUCGGGAGACAGCCGGGAAGAUUAGGAGCUCAAGGCCAGCUUAGGCAAGGUUAGCAAGGC
This is a messenger RNA of Castor canadensis (American beaver), 5166 nucleotides long. The record is from RefSeq and is a predicted model, not a curated record. Lineage: Eukaryota; Metazoa; Chordata; Mammalia; Rodentia; Castoridae.